Marasmius oreades (fairy-ring Marasmius) is the source of this 1381-nucleotide messenger RNA. RefSeq lists its product as uncharacterized. Bases 37 to 1308 code for a protein of 423 amino acids. Gene Ontology annotation, molecular function: metal ion binding. The transcript has 4 exons. The record is from RefSeq and is a predicted model, not a curated record. NCBI's taxonomy places the organism in Eukaryota, Fungi, Basidiomycota, Agaricomycetes, Agaricales, Marasmiaceae. Gene Ontology annotation, cellular component: mitochondrion.
AAACCUCCUACUCCCGUUUAUCACAUCUUACCUGCGAUGCUUGCAACCAGGGCAUCGACACGCAACGUUCAACGCAUAGCGCGUUCAUUCGCUACUGUUGUCGACAGUGCCGGUGUCAAGGUCGCUGCAGUCGACCUUAACCAGCCCACGUCCUCGGUGACUUUCCUCGUCAAGGCUGGUAGCCGGUUUGAACCAAAAGCUGGCGUUGCACAUGGAUUGAAGAACUUUGCUUUCAAGAGCACCGCUAAGCGUUCCGCUUUGGGUACUGUUCGAGAGAGUGAACUUUACGGAGGCGUUUUGUCUACGAACUUGUCGAGAGAAUAUCUUGCUCUGACAGCAGAUUUCUUAAGAGGCGAUGAAGAAUAUUUCGUCGACGUCCUCUCUUCCUUCAUCACCUCUGCCCGUUUCACCCGCCACGAAUACGAUGAAUACGUAAAACCAAUCAUCGAGAGCGAGAUACAUACCAACCUCUCCGACCCUGCCGUUCGCGCUCUCGAGCUCGCUCAUGCCUUGGCUUUCCGGAACGGUCUUGGUUCCUCCCUCUUCGCUUCGGAACACCCCUCAUUAACUGUUGAAGACAUCAAAGCGUUCUCCCAAUCUGCUUUCACCAAAGGCAAUAUUGCCGUGUUGGGCUCCGGAAUUUCUCAGGAAGUUCUCACGAAACUCGUCGACCAGUCUUUGAGCAAGCUGUCUUCCUCUGCCUCGUCCUCUUCAACUCCUUCCUCAUACUUUGGUGGGGAGACUCGCAUUCCAUCACAUGGUCUUCAGACGAUAUUUGUCGGUUUUGGUGCUGCGGGUACACCGUCCGCCGAGCUGGCUGCACUUUCAGCAUAUGUAUCCCCCACUCCCUCCGUCAAAUGGUCGCAAGGUCUAUCCCCCAUUGCUCCAUCCAUUGCCCCAGGCACUUCUGUGCAAAACAUUUACAUUCCUUAUUCCGAUGCCACUCUCGUCGGUUUCUUGAUCCAGGGACAUGAAAGUGCCUCUGUAAAGGCAGCAGGUAAAGCUGCUGUCAGUGCUUUGAAGACAGCAUCGGCAGGAUUGAAGGGUGAUGAUUUGAAGAAGGCUGUUGCCAAGGCCAAGUUUACCGCCGCUUCCGCCAUUGAAAACCGAGAAGGAAUGAUCUCCAUGCUUGGUCCUAAAGUUCUCGCUGGAUCGCAAGCAUCGGGUGAGGCUAAUCUCAGCCCCUUCGACAAGGUUUCGGAGAGUGCGUUUGCAAAGGCUGCUUCAACUCUCCUCAAAGCAAAACCGACAUACGUCUGUGUUGGUGAUAUUUCGUCGCUCCCUUAUGCAGACGAGCUGGGAUUGUGAACGUAACCUAAAAAGGUCGUAUAGAGUAUUAAUAGGUUCUUUGAGAAUCCACAUACACUUAAAAAAGUUAAAA